UGGUGGAGUCGCGCGACUCGUGCCGUUUCCUUGGAGUCCUUGGACAGUAUUGGUGAACGAAGCUGUUAAAGAGCUUCAUCGUUUGAAUAUGGCACUAGUGAUAGUUUCGGGAUUCCAUUCGUAUGACGAUUGACCGUGAUUUCGAGCACCGAUAAAAUGACAAUAUGAACGGUAGGCCGAUUCGAUGGAGUGACUCGGACCCGCUAAUACAUCGACAGGGAAAAAAGACGUUAAGGUCAUCACGAACGAGCUUUUUGCAGAUCAUGAUCAUUUAAUGCAAAGUGAGAAUAAUGGAUGGUACACGAGCGGCAGAAGUAUUGCCAUUGCUGCAAGAACGUUUGGCAAUACUACCGGGUGGACGGGAUCGUAGAGGGGGACCUGUGCUUCUGUUUCCAAGCACACCGAGACGCGAACGUGCAAAACCCGAGGAUUACAGACGUCUUCUUCAAUAUUUAUUUGCCAUCCCGAGUGAUGAAGCCAGGGGCCUGCGAUUUACUGUGAUUGUGGAUAUGCGUGGUACAACGUGGGAUUCGGUUAAACCUAUUUUGAAGGUGUUACAUGAACAUUUUCAUCGUACAGUUCACGUAGCUUUUCUUAUUAAACCAGAGAAUUUUUGGCAGAAACAGAGAACUUCAUUGGGUAAGCAGAAAAAGUAUAAUUUUGAGAUUAAUACAAUCAGCUUAGAGGCUCUUGUAAAAGUUGUAGAUCCUUCUCAGCUUACUGCAGAUUUAGAUGGAUCCUUGCAGUAUGAUCAUGCUCAGUGGAUUGACACCAGAUUAGUUGUAGAAGAUUUUACAUGGCAGGCAGCAGACCUUCUCGAUCGAUUAGAUGACUUGCAAGAAGAUCUCAGUCGAAAUGACUUUGCUGACGAUGUUGCAGGAGCUAAGCAUGGAAUUGAUUUGCAUAAUGAGAUGAAAAAGAAAAUCUUGAAAGUCCCAGUGGAAGACAUCGAAGUUAUUGGACAACGCUUGCUUCAACGAUUUAACAAUAGUGCAACAGCAACCGGUGGAGAAGGAGGAAGUAUUGAUAAAGGCGCGGCGAGUUGCACAGAUUCUGAUGGACGAGCAUUGGCUACCUUGGUUAUUCAACAUUUGGAUUCUGUGCAUGCUGCCCAACAGCAUCUGUUACAACUAUGGCACAUCAAGAAGAUGAAAUUGGAUCAGUGUUUUCAGCUGCGAUUGUUUGAACAAGAUUGCGAGAAGAUGUUUGAUUGGAUUUGUCACAAUCGAGAAGUGUUUCUCGCUAGUUAUGUGGAGAUUGGCCGUUCGUAUCAAUUGGCCAAGAAUCUGCAGGAAGAACAUAAACAUUUUACAAUGAGCUCGAUGAACGUUUACGUGAAUAUAAAUAAAAUUCUCACGAUGGCUGGCAAAUUGCUGGAGACGCAGCACUACGCGGCUGGGCAUGUACGAGCGGUGGCGGGACGUCUGGAUCGAGCUUGGAAGGAAUUCGCCGCGGGUCUCGAUGAACGUACCGCAGUACUUAGUUUAAGUGUAGUGUUUCAUCACAAAGCGGAACAGUACGUCGAUAAUGUAGCUGGCUGGAGUCAAGCGUGCGAGAUUAGUAAUCUGCCCAGUGAAAUUCCAGUGCUUGAAUCUCACAUUCGCCAACACCAAACUCUUUACGAAGCAAUGUGUCAGGCAUAUACAGAGGUUUACAAUGCAUAUCAAGCGUUAUUGAGUGGCCUGGGUUCAAUGCUGCAAGUAUGUCAUAAUGUGAGCGCCCAUUCUUCAGGGUCGGAUACAUUUCGCGUCGAUUAUGUGCAUAGUACCAGUAAGAAGCUUCUUUACCAACUGGAUCAUCUUGUGCAAGUCUGUAAUCAACCACAAGGAAUUGACCAUGUCUCCAGAAAACAUAACCAAGAUGGACACAGUAUUGACAGUCAAACCAGCACAAGUGGUAAUCCAGCGGCUGAUUACAGCGAAGGUGCAUCUCAUGUAUUAGCCGUCAUUCAUCAGAUUCUUGGUCAUCAUAGAGCAUUGGAAGCCCGCUGGCACGCUCGCAAAGUCAAAUUGCAUCAACGACUUGCAUUAAAAUUAUUUCAAGAAGAUGUGAAACAAGUUCUUGACUGGCUGACCAAUCAUGGCGAAGUUUUUAUUAGAAAAAAUACAGGUGUAGGUCGUAAUCUGCAGAAAGCACGCGUUUAUCAAAAAAGCCACGAACAUUUUGAAAAUGUUGCUCAGAAUACUUAUACAAAUGCGACUAAACUUUUGACUGCUGCCGAGGAACUUGCUCACACGGGGGAAUGCGCACCUGAUGAAAUAUAUGCAGUAGCACAAGAAUUAGAGGCUCACGUUAGUAGCUUUGCAGCGAGGGUCGAGCAACGGCGUCGCAGAUUAGAUUUAGCAGUGGUGUUUUAUACUCACGAAAAGGAGCUUAUCGGUUGGGUAGACGAAUUACGUCAGGAAUUGCAACAGGAUGAGGUUGCGGAAAAUCUAGAGACAGCGGAAAGAUUGUUGGAACAAUGUGCGCAGCAUAGAUCGUCUUGUCUUGAGGCGUGCGCUUCGACAAUAGCUCAAGGCGAAGCUCUGCUGCAAGAACUCCGCGAGGCAACUGACGCACCCGAUACAACUGGUUCAAUAUCAGCUGUAGAGUCGGCCUUGGACAGAUUGGCAAGCUUAAGACAAGAAUUAGAAGACUUAUGGGCCACUAAAAAGCUGAGACUGGAACUGUGCUUGCGAUUACGUGUUUUCGAACGUGAUGCGCUAGAGGCUAGUGGUCAGCUGGAGAUGUGGGCGCAGGAGUUGCAGGGUCCACCGCGAGAGGGUUCUCCUGAACAGUUACUGCGUGUACACAACGAUGGAGUCGCUCAUAUGCAGAAUACCGCUUUUCAAAUUCUGCAUCGUGGCCAAGAAUUGGCUCAAGUUUUGGAAGAAGCAGGAGUGUGUAUUAUGGCGGACGGUCAGCAUAGUGCGGCAGCGCGGGUGCAGGUUCUGCUAGAGUUUCUGAAUGAGAGAGAGUUGGAUGCGGAGGACCUUGCGGAGAUGCGAAGGGUACGACUGGAACAGGCUUCUCAAUUAUUGCAACUACAAACGGAUGCUUCUCAUGUGAUUAAAUGGAUACGAAACGGCGAAUCAAUAUUAUUGGCAUCGUUGAGGAUACCGGACGAUUUCGAAGAUGCCGACCAAUUGGGAAAGGAACACUAUCAUUUCCAACUCGCGAUAACAAAUACUCAUGCAUCCGCUGUGCAAGUAAAGCAUAAAGCGGAUGUUUUGAUAAACGGGAAUCAUUACGACCCCAAAAGCAUUAGGGAGAUUGCAGAGGAUGUUACCAAACGAUGGCAACAGCUAGUGACCUGUGCGGAAGAACGACAUAAAUUAAUUACUGCCAGUUUAAAUUUUUACAAAACAGUAGACUCGGUACGUUCGGUUCUUGACAGUUUAGAACUACAAUACAAUGUGGACGACGAUUGGUGUGCUGAUGGAGAAAAAGCCGCCGGAAUAUCUGCGAACAUUACUAGGCAUCAGGAGCAAAAGGAGGCUUUUUUGAAGGCGUGCACGUUGGUACGACGGACUGGAGAAACGUUCUUAAAGUACAUCAAUCGUAGUCUACAAUUUUAUAGCUAUCACGCUAAUAGCGCCGGUUCCGCGAACAAAGUAAAAAAUAUUUUGGAGGAGUUAGUUAGUAAGGAAAACAAAGUCCUCGAAUAUUGGACGCAACGAAAGAAACGCUUAGAUCAAUGUCAUCAAUAUGUUCUGUUUGAACGUAGUGCUAAACAGGCUCUCGAAUGGAUAAAAGAAACCGGGGAGUUGUAUCUAGCGACGCAUACCAAUGUCGGUAAGAAUCACAUCGAAAACGAACAACUGUUGCAAGAGCAUAUCGAGUUCAAGGGUGCAGCGAAGGAAACGAGAGAAAGGGUGAAAUUGUUGAUUCAACUCGCCGACAAUUUAGUUGAGAGAGGUCAUGCUCAUGCUACGGCAAUCAAGCAGGCUGUUGCCGAGGUCGAUCAGCGAUACAAGGAUUUUAGCACGCGAAUGGAUUGCUACAAAACGCAAAUUGAAGGCGAUUUAGGUAUCCAACCUGACGAAAUGCAUAGAGAUCUCUCCAUUGACCGGAAUUCAGAUCCGUUGCUGGAAGAAAAGAUCAAGGGUAAAGAUUUGAAAGAAUUGAACGAGGAGAAAAGAAGAUCUGCACGAAGGAAAGAGUUCAUUAUGGCGGAACUCUUGCAAACUGAACGUACAUACGUGAAGGAUUUAGAAACCUGCAUCCGUUGCUUCUUGGACGAGACACGAUGCGGAAAGGGAAACGUUCCAAUAGGUUUACUAAGUCGGGAAUCGAUUAUUUUUAGCAAUAUAGAAGAGAUACAUCAGUUUCAUAGCAAUGUGUUUCUACGUGAGCUAGAAAAAUACGAAACCAUGCCAGAGGAUGUGGGACAUUGUUUUGUAGUGUGGGCACCUAAAUUUGACAUGUAUGUAACAUACUGUAAGAAUAAACCCGAGAGCAAUCAACUAUUAAUAACGCACAGUGGAACAUGGUUUGAGGAAUUGCAGAGAAAGCAUAAAGUAGAACAUCCUAUUGCUGCAUAUUUAAUUAAACCUGUACAGAGAAUUACCAAGUAUCAGCUAUUGCUUAAGGACUUACAGGCUUGUUGCCAAGAAGGUCAGGGCGAAAUAAAAGAGGGAUUAGAAGUGAUGUUAAACGUGCCUAAAAAAGCUAACGAUGCCUUACACUUAAGUUUAUUGGAAGGUUGCGACGUUAGUAUAGAUGCGCUCGGUGACGUUGUAUUGCAAGAUUCGUUCACUGUGUGGGAUCCAAAACAAUUGAUCAGAAAAGGAAGAGAUCGUCACAUAUUUCUUUUCGAAUUGUAUCUUCUCUUUACUAAGGAAGUGAAAGACUCUGCAGGAAAGGUCAAGUAUGUUUAUAAAAAUCGCCUAUUGACCUCCGAAUUGGGCGUAACUGAACAUAUUGAAGGUGACGAAUGUAAAUUCGCGGUAUGGACAGGACGGGCACCGACCAGCGACACACGCGUAGUAUUGCGGGCGAACUCAAUGGACGCGAAGCAUCUGUGGGUGAUGCGGUUACGCGAAGUGAUACAGGAGACCUUUUUGGGCAAGAAUAUGCCCAAGAGCCCCGCUAAAAAGAGUUCCAGUCAACGUUCCAGCAGAGAUCUGGAGGAAUGUGCAUCCUUGGACGAGAGUGUGGAGAAUCUCGACAGAAAUUCCUUGGCUUCCUUCGGUUCGACUAACACUACAGAUUCUGAUAAGACCGGAGUCGUUGAGAUGACAUGGGUGAUCGCUGAUCAUAUGGCCGCGCCGGGCUCGAAAGAGCUCAGCGUGACGAAAGGACAACAGGUCGAGGUGCUGGAGAAUGGUAGCGUGAACAUCAACACUACUGGCAUGCCCAAUUCUGGUGAAUGGACCCUGGUGCGUCUACCGCUCACGUCCGGACAAACCGAACCGGCAGCGGAGGGUCUAGUGCCUACCAGCGCUCUUAAACAGCCGCCGACCGCCUCUUGCAAAACUUCACCGUCCAAAAAAGCGUCCAUGCAGCAACAGCAACAGCAACAGCAACAACAGCAGCAGCAGCAGCAACAACAAAUCAAUCAAGAAAUCGUCCAAGCGCUACAGCAAAUUACCAUCACGUCAUCGACUACCGGCAACACGUUACCGCAGCAGGCGUCUUCGUUAACUGCGCGGUCGUUACCGGUACUGUCACCGAUAGUAUCGGAGGACACGGAAAACACCGGAAGCGACAGUAGCGCUUCAACUAGUACAAAUUCACCUGGCAACAAGAGGCGAGGUUUCAGUGGACGGAGGUCUAGUAUAUGGGUAUCACCUUUACGCAGAUUUAGCCAUGGUAAAGUCGAGAAAACCAAUACGGCCGCACCAACAUCACCUUCUUUGAUUAGGCUGCCUUUGAAGAAAAGCGGCACGAAGAAACAAUUUCACUUACCGAUCACCGAGCCUAAUCGGCCUGCCUUCGAGGCGGAGGCUGAAAUGCAGGAGGGCGAGGAAAUCAGUAAAGAGGAAGAGCAGCAGCAGGUCGAGGUAGAUGUUAAGGAGAGCGACGACACGGCGGUGACGAGUUUGCAGGAGCAGAAUAGUGGUGAAGAUGCCGACGACGAUCUGGAACUUCCACCUCCGAUGAAGCCUAUAACCGAACCAAUACUUGUAGCAACCGCAAAUGUUCCAUCAGGAUCUACUAUACCAAGUGAAUUGCCGGAACAUACAACGAAGAUUCUCGAUGGCGGCGCUACAACGGCCGAUCUCUCGGAGAUUGAGCAAAUCGUCAAAGAGAAAAUGGAGCAACAUACAGAGAAUCAGGAGAGGCAUAGUUUCAUGCAAACCCCUACCGCGUCUAUUAACACAAUCGAUUUCAAGGAGGAUGAGAGCGUCGUGAUAAAAAAACGGCAGUAUGUUAUUCGCGAGCUGGUGGAUACCGAGAGAGAUUAUGUCAAUGACUUAAAAAAGAUAACUGAAGGUUACAUGGAACUAAUGAACGAUCCCAAUUGUGAGAUUCCCUUACCGGAAGCUCUACGCUCUGGGAAAGAUAAGAUAAUUUUCGGUAAUAUAGGGUCUAUCUACGAGUGGCACAAAGAUUAUUUCCUUAAAAAUGUGGAGCGUUGUUUGGAAAAUCCUGAACUGCUCGGACCUCUCUUUAUACGUUCUGAACGAAGGUUAUACUCGUACGUGGAUUAUUGUCACAACAAGCCCCUUUCAGAAUACAUUGUAUCUGAAUAUAUAGAUACUUACUUCGAGGAACUUAGGAAAAAGCUUGGUCACAAGCUACAACUCUGCGAUUUGUUGAUCAAACCUGUACAAAGAAUUACGAAGUAUCAACUAAUUCUACGGGAUGUACUGCGCUACACUGAGCAAACUCAAAGAACAGCAGAAAUCAAAAACCUCACAGCAGCGCUUGAUGUCAUGCUAGUUAUUCCUAAAACUGCAAAUGAUAUGAUGGACGUUGGAAGAUUACAAGGUUUUGAGGGUAAGAUAACGGCGCAAGGAAAACUCUUGUUACGCGGUCCGCUUCUGGUGUCGGAACUAACGAACGUAUCGAAAGUAAAGGAAUGGCAAGUCUUUCUUUUCGAACAAAAUAUCAUCUUCAGUGAAAUUGUGGGCAAGAAAACGCAAUUCACCAAUCCUGGCUAUGUAUAUAAAGCACAUAUUCUGGCAAACAAAAUGAGUCUUGAAGAUUCAAAGGAAGAUCCAGAGAAGUUUAUUAUCCAAUCGACGGGCGUGGAUUCUCGAAGUACUGGACGAGGAUUCUCGUGUAGCGUAGCUCCAGAAAGUAGUGGACCGAGCAGACAGGAGUGGAUAGAUGCCAUCUCUUCCAUCCUGAAAACUCAGAACGACUUCCUGAAGGCGAUAGAAUCACCAAUUACCUACCAGAGGAAACUUGCCAAAGAAGGAGCUCGUCCACUCCGUGCCACCGUCACUACGUCCGAACCUGUGCGAGCAACCGUAUCGGUUCCUCCGACGCUGAUAGUCUCCGGAUCGAUGAAACGAGACAAGGGUAACGACCAUAGGACAAACCAACCACUACAACGCUCGCAAACCGGGGGAUUGGAAUGCGUGCAACCACGUACGCCCAGUCCGACAAAAAGUAGGCUAAAUUUCCUGGAAGGAUUUAAGAAUACUCUACGCACACGCUCGCCGAUUCGCAACAAUUCCAUCCCGGUCGUGCCAGGUGCACGUGUAAGAUUGGCUGCAGAUUGGGGAAAGUUACAUGCCGGAGAUGAACUUGUUGUCUCCCAUUUCGACGGCCCGGGCUUAGUGGUGUCUCCCGUGAAUACCAAGGACGAGUUGUGGAUUCCGGCGAGUCUUAUCCCGAACUCGGCAAUCAGCCGAGCGUGGUCAUUUCGACCGCGGAAAAUCGAUCUCGCGAGAUGCCACAUUGCUGAUCCCUGGGAGUCAACGACAAUGGCGACAACGCCCGAGGACAAAACGCCAGUUAUCCUGAAUAAUUUGAUGUCGAUUCGCGCAACUGUCGGUGAAGUCGUUAGACUCUCUGUUGAGACGUACAACGCGGACAAUGCGAUUGUUGCUUGGCGAAAGGAAGGUGAGAAUCAAUAUAUAAGAGAAAAUGAUCGGUAUCAAUUCCAGCAAAGCGCGGGCUUCGUAUACCUGCAAAUCACCGGUUGCCGAGCUUUGGACUCUGGGAUAUAUCACUGUUACCUAAAAAGUGGAACAGACUCUUGCUCUGCGAGCAUUUCUCUCUUCGUCGUAGGCGGGAAGAGCAAUACUUCUGCGCGCGUUUUAGGAUGCUCAAAAGUGGAGAUUGAUUGGGAUAAGGAAGAAAUCGGUGGCACAUUGUGUAGUAUAGAAUGUAGAACUUUACCGUCGCAGCAAUGGGUGCCAAUAUCGAAGCAGACUAAUGAACCGCCAGUUCUAUUAGAUGUGUCGACGGAUGCCUCAUAUAGUUUUCGAGUAAUAGGUGACGAUGGAAGGAUGACCUCGCCGUCGAUUGUAGUGACCCUGUCACGCUCGGACAUAGGUGGUGGUGCAGAAUGGGAAGCCAAACAGUUCGUCGGCAGAUACUUGGAACUGGACGAACUGGGUAACGGUAGAUUCGGCACGGUUCGUCGCGCUAGAGAUAAGGGCACUGGUCAAGAGGUAGCACUCAAACAAAUUCCACGACACAAACAGUCGAGAUUGUUGACGCGCGCAGAAUACGACGUGCUGACUUCUACUCAUCACGUUAACAUCGUCAGAGCUUUCGCCUUAUUCGAGAACGCACCUCGACCCGGAGUGGACACCAUCGUUUUGGAACUAGUCAAAGGUCCGACACUGUUCGCGUAUCUGAGUGGGAAAACGGAAUACACCGAGGCGACGGUGACGCGGUAUACUUGCCAACUAUUGUCCGCCUUGCAUUGGUUGCACUGUCGCAGCCGGGCGCAUCUAGAUGUGAAACCGGAGAAUGUUCUUGUCGAUCAUGAGACGGACCACGUGAAAAUAAUAGAUCUGGGGGAAGCAGUCAGAGCUCCUAUCGACGAGAUUGUGCCACCUCCUGCCGAUCUGGAAUUUGCAGCGCCAGAGUUAGUGCUAGGUAGACCGACUGGUUCUUACACGGAUAUGUGGGCUGUCGGAGUUUUUAUUUAUAUUUUGCUGAGUGGAUUGUCGCCAUUCUUGGAUGACUCCAUGGAAGAAACUACCGCCAACAUUCUCAAAUGUGAUUUCUGUUUUCCCGACGAAUAUUUCGAGAUGAUAUCCAGCGAUGCAAAGGAUCUUCUCAAGAAAUUAUUAUGUUUGCGUGGUGAGGAUCGAGUAAAUGCAGAAAUCUGUCUUGGGUCGCCAUGGUUAAAGAUAUUAACUGGCGCUACCAUACCGUCCACUAGAAUGGUCGCAUUUAUUGAACGUCGUGCACACUGUCUUAAACUACGUCAAGAUCAUAAUGACAGUUUUUAUUCUUAAGAUUAACAAUAUGCAAUAAGCAUGUUACUUAAAAUACAUGACAAAUUUAUGUAUGUAAAUAGCAGAAUAUAUAUCCUUAAGUGUAUAAUUGUUGAUGCCUCCUUUAAUUCUGACAUGUAAAUAGCAAAAUAUAUAUACUUAAAUGUAUAA
This is a messenger RNA of Wasmannia auropunctata (little fire ant), 9500 nucleotides long. RefSeq names its product triple functional domain protein (gene trio). Gene Ontology annotation, biological process: axon guidance; protein phosphorylation; intracellular signal transduction. The transcript is spliced from 28 exons. Lineage: Eukaryota; Metazoa; Arthropoda; Insecta; Hymenoptera; Formicidae. The record is from RefSeq and is a predicted model, not a curated record. Gene Ontology annotation, molecular function: protein kinase activity; protein binding; guanyl-nucleotide exchange factor activity. Gene Ontology annotation, cellular component: cytoplasm. Bases 291 to 9350 code for a protein of 3019 amino acids.